AUGUCUGGGAAAUCAUUCGCAAUGAAGUCUUCUAUUCUUUUGCUGUCACUGGCUGCAGCAACCACUUUAGCUGCUCCAGCUCCAAGCAAGAGCCAUAUUGUUCACGAACGACGGGGUGUCUUACCAGCAUCUUGGGUAGAGCCUCGCCGUGUCGAUGGCCAGGCUAAAUUACCCGUAAGAAUAGGAUUGACUCAAUCCAAUUCGGAUGUAGGCCAUGACCUUCUCAUGGACGUCUCGAACCCUUACUCGCCCAACUAUCGCAAAUACCUGACAGUCCAUGAAGUCAAUGAUCUAUUCGCUCCUGCAGAAAGUGCAGUUUCGGCUGUUCGAAACUGGCUAGAAGGUGCGGGCAUUGCUUCUGAUCGUGUUAGUCAAUCUACCAACAAGCAGUGGCUCCAAUUCGAUGGAGAUGCCGAGGAGCUCGAGCGUUUGCUCGGGACCGAAUACUACAUCUACACUCAUGCUAGUAGUGGUAGAACGCAUUUGGGAUGUGAAGAAUACCACAUCCCGAAACACCUUAGCGAGCACAUUGACUACAUCACUCCUGGUGUCAAAACACUCGAGGUCCGCGACGCUCGUCCUGCUGAACUCAAGAAACGCAGUUUCGGACUCCAAAAUCCAAUCCCACCUCUGCUGAAGGACCUUCCCGAAACCAUUGAGACCAUCAUCGAGCAACUCUUCAGUAGUACCCUUUGCGACUCCGUCAUCACUCCAGAUUGCAUUAGAACUAUGUACAACAUCACCGAGGGAACAACGGCCACCAAAGGCAACGAAUUGGGUAUCUUCGAAGAUCUGGGCGAUUAUUAUGCUCAGAAAGAUUUGGACCUCUUCUUUACUACAGUUUAUCCCAAAAUCCCCAUAGGGACUUCCCCAACCCUCAAAGGAAUUGACGGCGGCUCAGCUCCUACCACUCUCACCAACGCCGGACCGGAAUCAGACCUCGACUUUCAAAUAUCCUACCCCAUCAUCUGGCCACAAAAUGCAGUCUUGUUUCAAACGGACGACGCCAACUAUGAAGCCAACUACACCUUUAACGGCUUCUUGAACAACCUUCUUGAUGCUAUUGACGGCUCUUACUGCACAUUUUCCGACUACGGCAUUACAGGCAACACUGACGACGACCCGUCAUACCCAGACUCAGCAUCGAAUGGGUACAAAGGUAGCCUGCAGUGCGGCGUCUACAAACCCACAAACGUGAUUUCCAUCUCCUACGGCGGUGACGAAUAUGGUCUAUCAGCCAACUACCAGAAACGCCAAUGUGAUGAAUUCAAAAAGCUCGGACUACAGGGUGUAUCCGUAGUGGUAUCCUCCGGAGACUCUGGUGUUGCAGGCUCAGAUGGGUGUCUAGGUGAUGAUGGAACCAUCUUCAACCCUGACUUCCCUUCUGGAUGUCCCUACAUCACAACUGUUGGCGCCACGUACCUUCCCUCUGGCACCAGCCCCAAUGGAGACAACGAAGUAGCCGUAUCUCGAUUCCCGUCCGGUGGUGGCUUUAGCAAUAUCUACCCACAGCCAUCAUAUCAAGCGGAGGCAGUCAACACCUAUCUCACAAAGCACACACCUCCAUACAAAUCAUACAAUACUAGCGACAACACCGACAUUGGAGCCAAUGGAGGCAUCUACAACGCCGGCGGUCGUGGUUAUCCCGAUGUGGCUGCGGUAGGUGACAACGUCCUCAUUUACAAUGCCGGUCGCCCAACUUUGAUCGGAGGAACCUCAGCGUCAGCACCUGCAUGGGGAGCAAUCCUGACGCGUAUCAAUGAGGAACUAUUGGUUAAGAAGGGCACAACUGUUGGAUUCGUGAACCCUAUACUUUAUGCUCACCCUGAAGUGUUCCAUGAUAUUACCAGUGGUAACAAUCCGGGCUGUGGUACCGAUGGAUUCGAGACGGCACCUGGUUGGGAUCCUGUGACGGGAUUGGGAACUCCAAAUUACCCUGCUUUGUUGGCUCUUUUCUUGGGAGAGUAAUUAUUUUUUCUUUUGGCUUUGCAAAGGAAUAGAGGAUCUUUCUGUAUCUUUUGUAAAUACAAUCAGGUAUAAGGGCAGAAUUACUUGCCAACUCAUUUUGAAUGAGGACAGCUCGCUUAUAACCCAACAAGAGUGAUUACAUACUCUUCUGGGCCGCUGACUAU
Messenger RNA from Talaromyces stipitatus ATCC 10500, 2132 nucleotides. Its product is annotated as alkaline serine protease AorO, putative. Lineage: Eukaryota; Fungi; Ascomycota; Eurotiomycetes; Eurotiales; Trichocomaceae. The record is from RefSeq and is a predicted model, not a curated record. The transcript is spliced from 5 exons. Gene Ontology annotation, biological process: proteolysis. Gene Ontology annotation, molecular function: serine-type endopeptidase activity; tripeptidyl-peptidase activity. The coding region runs from base 1 to 1968 and encodes 655 amino acids.